This is a messenger RNA of Arvicola amphibius (Eurasian water vole), 2253 nucleotides long. RefSeq names its product galactose-3-O-sulfotransferase 2 (gene Gal3st2). The record is from RefSeq and is a predicted model, not a curated record. The transcript is spliced from 4 exons. Gene Ontology annotation, molecular function: galactosylceramide sulfotransferase activity. The coding region runs from base 78 to 1295 and encodes 405 amino acids. NCBI's taxonomy places the organism in Eukaryota, Metazoa, Chordata, Mammalia, Rodentia, Cricetidae. Gene Ontology annotation, biological process: glycoprotein biosynthetic process; glycolipid biosynthetic process. Gene Ontology annotation, cellular component: membrane.
GCUGUCUCAUACGCAAGGCAGUGGGAGGUCUUGACAACCGCUUCCCUGCCCAUCUCUGUUGGAGGCUCUGAGCCAGGAUGCUGUCCAUCCUGGGAGGUACACCGAGGUCCUUCCAUGUGGCACUCUUCUUCCUGGUGCUGGUCGUGCUCCUGAUGGCUGGCUUCCUGCACGUGGACAUCGAAAUGUUUACGCCUCUGCUCAGGGUCAAGGCCCAGAACUCCUCCAGGGACUCCACCCCGGUCACCAACAUCAUGUUCCUCAAGACGCACAAGACAGCCAGCAGUACCAUGCUCAACAUUCUCUACCGCUUUUCCGAAUCUCACAACCUGUCCGUGGCGCUGCCCAAGGACUCUAUGUUCCAUCUGGGUUACCCCUGGCUUUUCGUGGCACGCUACGUGGAGGGCAUGGAGCCCAAUGGCCCGCAGAAUCAUCACUUCAACGUCAUGUGCAACCACUUGCGGUUCAACCUUCCUGAGGUGCAGAAAGUCAUGCCCAAUGACACUUUCUACUUGUCCAUCCUUCGAAACCCAGUUUUCCAGCUGGAGUCUUCCUUCAUCUACUAUAAGAAAUAUUCGCCUGCCUUCCGGAAAGUCAAGAGCCUGGACCAAUUCCUGGCAGAUCCGUGGAAGUACUACAAUGUCAGUGUGGGCCUGAAAAAUGCCUAUGCAAGAAACAACAUGUGGUUUGACUUUGGCUUCGACAACAAUGCUCAGGCUGAAGCGGGCUACGUUCGCAGGUGCCUCUCGGAGGUGGAGCGCCAGUUCCAGCUGGUGCUCAUUGCGGACUACUUUGAUGAGUCCAUGGUGCUGCUGCGCAGACGGCUGCACUGGCAGCUGGAUGACGUGGUAUCUUUCAAGCUGAACCUACGCAGUCAGCGUACGAUCUCGCGCUUGAAUCCAGAGAGCCAAGAGCGUGCCAAGCGCUGGUGCGAGCUGGACUGGCAGCUCUACCAGCACUUCAACCGCACGUUUUGGGCUCAGCUGUACGCGGAGGUAAGCCCCAGACAGCUCAGGGAAGAGCUGGCGCAGCUGCGAGCGAGGCGUCGCGAGCUCACCACCCUGUGUCUUCAGGACCCCGAGCCCAAGAACACGACGCAGAUAAAAGAUCAGAAUAUGCUCCCCUAUCAGUCCGGAGAUGCUGAAAUUCUGGGCUACAAUCUUAGGCAGGAUCUGGACAAUGCUACGCUGCACAUCUGUCAGAGGAUGGCAAUGCCAGAGCUACAAUACAUGGCCCACUUGUACUCGCUGCAGUUUCCCGACAAGCCUCCCAAGGACAUACCGUUGCCGAAAAAGUAGGGGUUUGGCUAAGUGACCCUUUCUCCCCAGGCUUCCCGAGGAACCCUAAACUUGCCAGCCUACCUUCCCCAAGGGAAGAACAGGGUGAAACCUCUGUGUAGAGAUCCACCCAUCUCCAGCUCUGGGGAGAGGGCCCAACACCUAAGACAACAAACAGGCACAGCUGGAAGUAUAGCUGAACCCACCCAUGGUAGAGACACGUCCUGGACAGGCCCGAAUGCUAGUGCUCUUUAAUUAUCUGUCCACAGGAGUCAGUCUAAACGGGCCAUCAAGUGAACAUCAGCCUUGGGGAGCACAGGGGCUUAGGCAGUGGCCUGGCGACCCAUAAAGAGACUCAGCGAGGCUCCCUGGAGUUUCUAGCCCCAUGGAUUCAGCACUGGACCCAGAGACAGGCUUGCAUAGAGCGUGCAGGCAGUAGCACAAAGGUGGGCCCAGGGGAGAUGGGUGAACAGGUGACCUCCCAUCUUUGGCUUUCUUAAGAACGGUGUAGACUGAGAGACGUGAAAGUUGCUGGUUAGCUGAACACACGUGGGUCCAUUUAUAGCGUCCCACUGGACAAUCCCGAAGGAGAACGUGCUGGACUUGACAACGGUGCUCAGAGGGUCCCAAGGACCUUUGGUUGCCUUGGAAACCACGAUGUGUAUAGUCUCAAGGACAUUUUUCUUGGUGCCUCUCUUUGUCAUUUGUGGGGAGAUACUAAGUUCCCAGCCCCCAGUUCUUGCAGGAUGAGAAACCUGAUUACCUGGGGUGCCUAACGCCAGGUAGCCUGGGAAAAGCAACGUGCCGGGUGUCUUGGGAAAGCUGCCACCGCCACAUGCUCAGCCUAUGGCUUAAGCUUAAGUUUUGUUUGUUGAGCCUGAGUGGAGGCUUUUCUUCUGUGUCGGAGCCUCCAGCUCGGGGCAAGAGGGCCCGUGCUCCUUUGGACAGCAAUUUAAUAGGGGUACUUUAAGAAAAGUAA